AUGAAUAACGCUGGGGGCCAAGUCGGCCAGGCUGGCCAGCCCCAGUCGCGCCCUCAGCCCAUGUAUCAGCCAUCACAAAUAAAAAACCUCCCUCUACUGAGCGACGAAGAAAAGGCCAAAUACGAACAGGGCGUCUCGGGACUCUGGGCCCGCAUGAAUAGUUCCCCGCCCAACAGCCCAGAGCAUAUGGCGGCUCGCAGCAAAAUUAUCGAGUUCUCCCGAAUGCUUAUAAGUAAGAUUCAAAGCCGUCGAGUACAGGCCCAGCAGCAGCAAGGACAACAAGUCGCUGCCCAGCGCCCUCAGGGACAGGCCGCCAGCCAGCAGCAACAGACUGCAGCACAGCCAAAGCCAGCCCAACAGGCGACAGCGGCUACGGAGAAGCCGGCGGGUGUUGCCAAUGGAGGGACCGCCACGGCCGGCCAGACUACGGCCGGUGAGAAACCUUCGAUAACUGCCGCUCUCACCCAGGCUAAGGUCCCGGAACGUUUCAUGGCCUUCGUCAACAAAAUGACGUUCAAGGCCCCGCACCAUCUUUCUGAAAAGUCCCCUGCUGAUGCUGCAAGGUGGGUUGAAGAUUUAAAGGUGCGCUAUGGAAGAGCGCUCAUGACUAUGGACGCCGCGAAGAGCAAGGUUGCUGCCAUGGACAAAAUAUUCAAUGAGCGCGCGCAGGCUGGCAACCCGAUGAAGGAUGAAGAGCUGCGCCAGUACCGUGAACAUAGAGAGAAGCAGCUGGAAUUGCACAGCAACGGCCAAAAGUGGAUCGAGACUGUGAGGAAGCAGCAGGAUGGACUCAACCAGAACGCCAAUGCAGGCGCUGCCCAAAACAAGGCCAACGGCGCAGCAACACCUACACAGCAAAACCAAAAUGUUACGGCGUCGGUCAAUGCCGCGGUUGAAGCCGCCAGGAAUCAGCAACAAAUUGCUGGUCAGCAACAAUCACCAGCGACAAAUACCCCGACGCCACAACAACAACAACAACAACAACAACAGGCUCGCCUGGCCCAGGGCGCGGCAGCAGCUCAGGGUGGUGCAACGAUUAAACAAGAGCCCCAGCAGCCGGCUCCCGUCAACACAGCCCUCGCCAACGCGCAGGUACAAACACCCGCCCAAGGUGCCGCACGAGUGGGCACACCGCAAAAUGCGAACGCGCAAGCACCCGGCGGCCCAAGUCGGGCCUUGAGUCACUCAGCUGCCAUGUCACUUGCAAACCAACGCGCUGCCGCUCAGCCUGCAAACACUGCUCUUGCAACGCAGCAGCAGCAGCAACAGCAGCAGCAACAGCAGGUUGCCCAGCAGCAGCAAUCUCAACAGCAACAGGCGGCGGCGGCGGCAGCGGCGGCGCAACAGCAACAGCAGCAGCAGCAAGCCACAGGUACACCAACUCCAGGCACCAGCACCCCGAACACUGCCGGCGCCAAUACGGCCGCUCAGCCUUUGCAACAACAGCAGUCGCAGGGCCACUCGCACGCGCACCCCUCGCAGUCCCAGCAGCAGCCGGCCACCUCCCUCCAGUCCAAGAUGCCAAUCCAGAAGGCGUUGCCCGAGCGCUCGACAGCGGUUCCCCAGGGGGUGACCCUCGGCGGUGGCGUCGCCGCCGGCCGGCCGACUAUUUCCCAAGGUGGCGGCAUCCUCGGCGGUGUCAUGAACCAGCCAGCCAUGGCCAAGGUCCCCGCCUACAGCCACGAUGCCGAAGGCGACCACGUGCUCAGCAAGAAAAAGCUUGACGAGUUGGUGCGACAGGUCUGUGGCGCACCGUCCGAGGGCAGCUCUGACAGCAACCUUCUCACGCCCGAGGUGGAAGAGAGCGUCCUGAACAUGGCUGACAGUUUCGUCGACAACGUGCUCCACGCGGCGUGCCGCAACUCUAAGGAACGCGGCUCCAAGGUUCUUGAGAUCCGCGACAUUCAGCUUGUCCUCGAGCGCACGUAUAACAUCCGCGUCCCCGGCUACUCGUCGGACGAGCUGCGCACCGUCCGCAAGGUGCAGCCCGCCCCCGGCUGGAUCGCCAAGAUGAGCGCCGUCCAGGCCGCCAAGGUCAUGCCCGGCAAGGGAGAGUAA
Molecule: messenger RNA, 2058 nt
Organism: Cordyceps fumosorosea ARSEF 2679
Lineage: Eukaryota; Fungi; Ascomycota; Sordariomycetes; Hypocreales; Cordycipitaceae
Product: transcription initiation factor TFIID subunit 12
Exons: 2
Coding region: 1-2058 (685 amino acids)
Biological process (GO): DNA-templated transcription initiation; RNA polymerase II preinitiation complex assembly
Cellular component (GO): transcription factor TFIID complex; SAGA complex; SLIK (SAGA-like) complex
Molecular function (GO): DNA binding; TBP-class protein binding; protein heterodimerization activity
Source: RefSeq, a predicted model, not a curated record